AUUCAUUCUAUUGAUAACACACUAUGUAAAUUAUUCUUCUCCUAUCACAACUCCUGAUUACAUUUGCUACUAAAUUUAAUGAAUUCAACCAUACCUUAACACUCAAAGACAUAAAGAGAAACAUCUCAUUCCAAUCGUAAUACAUUUUUAACUUUUAGAUAGUAAUACUUGGGCAUGGAUAUACUUCCGAACGAACCUGAGAAUUUAUAACAACUAUAACCCUUAACUUAUUAGGAGACGAGAGCAAUGUUUUAUUUCAAGCAAGCCUUCAAUAAUUCGUUUAUUGGUCUGAAGAAUAACGAUUCUAUAAUUUAUGCUCUACACAAAAAUUGCACAUUAGUGUUUAUUUCUCCAGAGAACUAUUCUCACUCUCAAGAGUUUAAACCUAAUUGUCUCUAAUUAUUAAUUGACCAAGAUCAGAGUCAUCUUGCCAUUAUUUACCCAGACUCUAUAAUUCUAUACAACACGGAAACAGAUUAGGUCGAAACUUUGGAGUACAACUAUAGCGAUACAGUUACUGAUAUCAGACUCAUACAGAAGUACAUCCUGAUAUCUAAGGGUUUACAAGGUGUGGAUAUGUUGACCUUUCAGGGAGAACUUAUCCUAAAUAAUUUUAUGGCCAAUAGAAAUAUUUUGCAAUCAUCCAUUCAUGCCAACAGAUUAUUAUUACUAUUUGAUGGAGGCUUGCUCAUUUUUAACUUUAAAUUAAGUCCUCGAUUAAUUAAUGAAAUUUAAAUAGGUGACUGUGUAAGUUUUGAACAUAACAAUAAACUUUUCAUUAUUUAAACUAAAACUAAAAUUUUGGAAUAUUUUUGGAAAAAUCUUAUAGUCAAUCAAGAAAUUAACACUUAAUUUGAGGUCACUAGCAUUUCACUCCAUUAGGAAUACCUAUAAUUUAUAUCCAAUGGACUUCUUUAUCAGAAGCUAAUUGGCAUUGUUAAGGACGAUUUCAAUCUCAAUAAAAUCCAUACAGCAACAUACGAAACCAACUCUACUCGCAUUGUAGGGUAUUAUAAUAAGAAUUAAUUGAUUUUGUAGAAUGAUUAAUAAUUCGAGAUAGUAUUUUGGCAUUUCCGGCCGGCCUUUUUAAUUUUUUAACCUCAAAAUACAGGAUUGUUGACCUGUCUAGUCGAUCUGUAUUAGAAGGAUACCAGAAACUAUAAUUCAACUGUAGAAAUUGCUCACUAUAAAAUCUUUAUUGAAGUUGUAGAGGAAGAGGUGACAACUUUCGAAAUCAUUAUAGUCAUAGUAGCUAUAUUUGCUUCAAUAAUACUAAUUUAUAUUAUCAGGAGAACUGCGUUAAAGUGCAAACAAAAUAGAAAAAAAAACCCCGAACAAGAGUCAGUUAUUAGCGCUAAAGAAGAAUUUAAUUAGGUUUCUGAAAGUUAGCCUCAAGAGGAAAUUUAAGUUUUGAACACCAAAUGAGAUUAUUUUUAUCAAUCUGUUAUUAC
This is a messenger RNA of Paramecium octaurelia, 1451 nucleotides long. The record is from the annotation of a GenBank genome assembly. Lineage: Eukaryota; Ciliophora; Oligohymenophorea; Peniculida; Parameciidae.